AAGGCAGAAUUGAGAGGUCUUGCUCUGCCUCCUCAUAGAGUGCUGUGUGUUGUUUAAGCUGCAGAUUUUUUUUUUUUUGCAGGAGAGUGAGAGCUAGCUGAGGUUCUAGUCUCACUGUUGAAGAUUUGUUGGAUAUUAAAAUGGCUGUCAUGAAGAGCUGUGAUGAAUGGAAGCCUUUCAUUGCUAUGGUAGCAAUUGAUUUCUGCUUCGCCAUAGUGAAUAUUCUUCUCAAGAAAGUCCUUGAUGAGGGAAUGAACCAUUUGGUUCUGAUUACGUACCGGUUGACAAUUUCUACCAUUUUCUUAGCUCCAAUUAGCUACUUUCGGGAAAGGACUAGUAGACCCAAGCUCACACUUCGCAUUCUAUUUUUCCUCUUCUUAAGUGCAAUAGUCGGGACAUCCAUCACACAAUACUUCUUUCUCCUUGGAAUUCAAUACACAUCUGCUACUUUUGCCUGUGCCUUCAUCAACAUGGUGCCUAUGAUCACAUUCAUAAUGGCAUUACCGUUCGGGUUAGAGACAGUGAACUUAAAAUGCAACAGUGGAAGAGCCAAAGUAAUUGGUACCCUGGUGUGCAUUGGUGGUGCUUUUAUACUGACUCUUUACAAAGGAGCUCCUUUAUUUGAUCAUUCAAAAGCCACAAGCACUCAAGCCAUGGAUCAUGGGACCAAGCUGAGCCACAUCAGAAACAAAGAGAGAUGGACCAUUGGUUCAAUAGCUUUGGUUGUAGGAACCCUUUUAUGGUCUUCAUGGUUUCUUGUACAAUCAAACAUAAGCAAGAUGUAUCCCUGCCAAUAUUCUAGCACAACCAUAAUGACUUUCUUUGGUGCCAUUCAGUCUGCCAUUUUGGGUUUCUGCACUGGAAGGAACCUUUCCAUGUGGGUUCUGAAGGGAAGGACACAAGUCAUCACUGUCCUGUUUUCUGGAAUGAUAGCAUCUGGCUUAGGCUUUGUGGGGAUGUCAUGGUGUGUCAAGAAAAGGGGUCCUGUGUUUACUGCAGCAUUUAGCCCCCUCGUUCAGAUACUGGCGGCGCUAAUCGGUAUCCCCAUUUUCCAUGAACAACUCCACUUUGGAAGUUUGUUGGGAUCUGUGAUUGUAAUCAUUGGCUUGUACAUUCUUCUUUGGGGUAAGAAAAAAGAGAUGCAGAAGUGUGUGACAAAACUAGUCCAAGAAACUAAUGCCAUCAAGGAGCAGGAGCCACAUUUGCCAGCCAUCACGGUCUCCAUUGAUUCGCGGUGUCCUUGAAGCCAAGUUUCAUAUGCUUUCCAAUUCACAGGCAUUCAUUUUUUUUCCUCCCACUUGAUUGUUAUGAUCUUCUACCUAGGAAGCUAAAGAAAAAUCAGCUGGCAUAACCAGAAUAAAAGAGGAUUAACUUCUCCCCCUCUUUUAUUCUGAUGGUUGCAAAAAAGUC
This is a messenger RNA of Prunus dulcis (almond), 1410 nucleotides long. Its product is annotated as WAT1-related protein At3g30340-like. The coding region runs from base 141 to 1244 and encodes 367 amino acids. Lineage: Eukaryota; Viridiplantae; Streptophyta; Magnoliopsida; Rosales; Rosaceae. The transcript has 6 exons. The record is from RefSeq and is a predicted model, not a curated record. Gene Ontology annotation, cellular component: plasma membrane. Gene Ontology annotation, molecular function: transmembrane transporter activity.